AUGUGCGAUGAAAGAAACAAAAAAACCUUUCGUUCGUUAAGCCACGUGGAGAACAGGGAGAAGCAGACCACGCAUCUGCACGAUCGUAGAUUCAUUCAGAACGGCUUUAUCGCCUUAUUAACUAUUCUUAUCGCCAAGCAUCCUCCGCCUUGUAUGUUUAAUGUUAAUGAAACUGAGAGGGAUGAUUCGGCCAAGAGGCCAGAUUUUGAUGUAUUAGAGUAA
Messenger RNA from Macrosiphum euphorbiae (potato aphid), 222 nucleotides. The record is from the annotation of a GenBank genome assembly. Lineage: Eukaryota; Metazoa; Arthropoda; Insecta; Hemiptera; Aphididae.